CUGGAAAGAGAUAAAGGGAGUCCACAGAGGGGAAAAAGACUGAUGAGGUCGUGCCAGUUACAGUAGAGAGGAAAGAGAGCAGAGCUGAAUCCUCCCUGUAAUUGAGCCGCUGCUUCUCCGACUGAUCCAACGCAGAUGAUGUCUUCAGAGCACCUGGCCUGUGGUUGGCUGCAGAAGCUGCUCGUCGUGCUUGUGAAGCUUUGUUUCGCGUUUGCUGGGCCUCAGCGACCUCUCAACGGGACGGGCUGCACGGCCAGGGGUCCUGCUUCCUACAUCUUGGUCUUUACAGGUCACUGGAACCCGCAGUCUUUUCCAAAGCAGUAUCCCCUGUUCCGUCCCCCAGCACAGUGGUCCAAACUAGUAGCGGUGAGCCACAAUCACCACUUUAGGCUCUGGGAGGAGGGCUCCCCUGCCAGUCCAGGAGUGCAGAGCUUCGCUGAAGUCGGGGUGACGGUGGAGCUGAUGAAAGCAGCCAAGGAGGCCAGGAAGAAGCGCGCUGCGGGAGCCAUGCACCGGACUGCUGGCAUUCCCAACGGGAUUGGUCACAGCUCCACGGAGAUGCUCAUGGUGCCUCGCAACCCACUGCUAUCUUUGAUGGUGAAGAUUAUCCCCAGCCCAGACUGGUUUGUUGGGUUGGACAGCCUGAAUCUUUGUGAGGGGAACCAGUGGAAACAGGAAGUGACUGUUGACCUCCAUCCUUUUGAUGCAGGGACGGACAGCGGAUUCACUUUUUCCUCUCCCAACUUUCCAACUAGCCCCCCAGAAAACAUUACGCAGAUCACGUCACAAAUGCCGAACCAUCCAGCCAACUCCUUCUACUACCCUCGACUAAAGGAGCUUCCACCUAUUGCCAGCAUAAGGAUUACCCGGCAGCGUCGAUCACUUGACCGCCAGACUUCCAUCUCGAACCACAUUCUGCCAAAUUCCAUCAGUCCUCAGCGCUUCUCAGCAACACCUUUGGACUGUGAAGUUUCUCUCUGGUCAUCUUGGGGUCUCUGUCUCGGUCCCUGCUCCAGAGGCGGAGUCCGUCACCGCACACGUUACAUCCUUCUGCGGCCAGCGAACGCUGGCAGCCCGUGCCCUGAGCUGGAGGAGCAGGCUGAAUGCGUGCCCCACAGCUGUAUGAAGAAACGCCAGUAACUGUCAGAGCAAGAGCAUAAAACACUUGGACUUCAUGCUAUCACUGCUGGACGGGGAAAAACGUUUUAUCAUGUUGAGGAUUUUUUUUUAAGGUGAAACAAUAAGAACUCACUGUGUAUUGCCACUAAAAUACAUUUCUGUAUAUAAGCAGAACUAACAAACGAAAUGGAGUCUUUUGGAAAAGCAGAUGGAUGAAUAUCGAACAGUUGAAAUGUUAAUCAGUCUAACUUGAUUUUUACAAUUGUUGCACAAAUUUCACCCAAAGUUGAGCCAUUUUAUAAAAUGUAAAUAAAACCUUCAUGCUGCCACUUGUAAAUCACCUCCAACAAAUAUACAUUUUUAAAAAUCAAAUACAUGUGGCUUAAUUUGUUUUGAAACAAAACUCUGUUUUAAAUUUUGUGAAAUAAAUGCUUUAAAAAAAAAACAAUUUUGCAAAUAUUUCUAAAGUUUUCGCUCACUAAAUCAGAUAAUUAGCAGAUGUUAUACAAUCAGGGUUUCCUGGUGAACUUCUGACCUAUGCUUACACUUUCAUUUCUCAAU
This is a messenger RNA of Cyprinodon variegatus (sheepshead minnow), 1680 nucleotides long. It is a transcript of the gene spon2a, whose product is annotated as spondin-2-like. Bases 136 to 1140 code for a protein of 334 amino acids. Lineage: Eukaryota; Metazoa; Chordata; Actinopteri; Cyprinodontiformes; Cyprinodontidae. Gene Ontology annotation, biological process: cell adhesion. The record is from RefSeq and is a predicted model, not a curated record. The transcript has 6 exons. Gene Ontology annotation, cellular component: extracellular matrix.